CUCAAAAGGCAAAAGGAGACGUAACGCCGAGCAAGAAGAAAAAAUGCAACUUUGACGUGUCCACUAGCUACAUAUUAAGAAAACACAAAUGUUCGUGCUCUCUGCUAGAUUUUUCCAACAUAAUUAAGAUAAAAUGGGCAAGAGAGACAAUCGAGUGGCCUACGUAAAUCCAAUCGCCGCUGCACGAUCCAGGGGACCGGUACAGAACUCCGGCCCGACCAUACAGGAUUAUUUAGGCAGACCUCGACCAACAUGGGAAGAGAUAAAAGAGCAGCUGGAGAAGAAGAAGAAAGGCUCGCGAGCCCUGGCUGACUUUGAGGACAAAAUGAAUGAGAGAUGGAAGAAAGAGCUGGCAAAGAAUCGAGAAAAGCGGUUGGGUGCUAGCGACAAAGAAAAAGACAAAAAGGCAGCAGAGCGAGAGAAAGACGAAAAGAAGGAUAAAAAGGAGAAAAAGGAGAAGAAGAAGAGAUCCAGUAGGCAUUUUCCAUCAUCUUCCUCCUCCUCAUCGAGUUCUGAUUCCUCUAGCAGCUCCUCCUCAGAAUCUGAAGAUGAGCUCGAAAAGAAGACUGUGAAGAAAAAGCGGAAAAGAAAGAAGUCGUCAGCCAGGAGAGCAUCAGAUGACUCAGAUGCACACUCAGAUGCUGAAAAAAAGAAGAAAAAGAAAAGACUUAAGGAAGAAGGCGAUAACAACAAGGAUGACAAAAGCCGUCGAAGGAAAAUUAAAAUUGAGCCAAAGUCAUCUGCCGAGUCAGAUGGAGAUGAGAUGGCUGACACCAAGAAGAGAAAGAGAAGUAGUGAAGAGAAGGAUAAAAUCACAGACAAAUUGAAGAAAAAGCGGAAAAAGAAGCACAAGAAGCAUGGCAGAAAAAAGAAGAGAAAGGUGGCAUCUCAGUCUGACUCUGAGCUGGACUAGCUGUGACUUGACUGUUCCCUACUUGUGCUAUUUUUGCUUUUUUUUUUUUUUUUUUGACCACCAAAAACAUCCAGCUCAGAUUUGAACAAUUGCAGUGCUGUGCUGAGGUCGUGAAGCCUUGUUAAAUCAGGUGCAUCUUUUUUUUUUGGGGGGGGGGGGUUGUAGCGGAUUUGUUGACUGCAGGCGCCACCUCCGCUUUUCCAGUGUGACUGAAUUGUCCCUUUGAGGAGAUAUCUGCUUGCUCCUUUGCAUGGCGAGCAGAACGCUUGCUGUCAUGCCAGCCUCAUAUUGAAGUUGGACCUGUAUGAUAAAACACACCUCCGUUCAUUGAUGCACAACAGUGCACGUUUGAAUUGGGAUUUCUGAAUAAAGUCACAUUUUAGCCGUCAUUGCGGUUACUUAAGGAUGACAUUUUGAAAGUUUGUUUAGGAGCCCCCAACUACCUCCAUCCAUUGCUUUUCUUUUACUGUUACCUUGCAUGUUGUUGUUUUUUUUCCCCUCAUUAUUAAACUGCUAAAAAGAUGACCUACCUGCAAAAAAUGUGGAAAUUGAUUACAGUAGACAUGCUAAACCCUGGUGGUAAUUUAACUUUUACCGUAUAGUACAACAAUUGUCUUUACAAAGAAGAAAGUAGCCGCUUUCCAACAGAUCCUGCUAAAUCCAUAGCUGUCACAGAAAACUCAGCAUUGAUCCACCUUCGCCUCAAUUGUGUGUGCACGUUAUGAGACAUGACAGGCCCAAACAUCAUAAUUACGUGUGCCAAUAUCUAAUAUGAUGUAUAAAAUGCCAAAAUCCUUUCAGCAUAUCAGGACAGUAGGAUUGUGUUCAAAUCUUCACGUUUCAGGCAUUCCCUUCCACACACGGUGUUGUUUUGACUCUUACGGCACUGAUGCCACCUCAGAAGGUGGACAUUUGCUGGGACGAUUUCAUCCCCCAUUCAGUGUUGGUGGUGUUUAUACAUAACAGCAAAAAAUGUUACAAGUAGCAGAAAAAUAGCAGUGAUCCCUCGUUUUUCGCGGUUAAUGGGGACCAGAGCCCCCCGCGAAUGGUGAAAAACUGCAAAGUAGGAUUUGCCCUCCCCCCCUUGGGAAUUUUCGUGUAUGUGGGUACCAGAAUGUUUAAAAUAUGUAAACAGUAUUUAUACAUUACAUAUUUGUGACAAAGAUUACAACAGUACAUGUAUUUACUUAAAUCUUUAAUUAUACAGUAAUUAACAUUCAUCACCAUUGCCUUCUCACUUGACUCGUAGAGGCUUUUGGUUCACUCGGAGACUCUUGUGCUGGAGGCGCUGAUGGUGUAGCUUGGGUUUUACCUUGGAGAAAAACACAGUGGUGGGUAGUUUUGUCUUUGUUUUUUCUUUUUCUUCAAAAUUCCCCUGUACAAGGACAUAACUUCUUUAUUGAAGCAGUUUUGCGGAUGUUUGCUUCCUCUUUCUUGAUGUACCGUACUGUAGAUUCAUUCACGCCAUAAUGGCGUGCCACAGAUGCAUAACUUCGGCCCUCUUUGAUCAUAUCUAAAAGUUUCACUUUUUCGCUGAUGGUCGUCAUCAUCUUCUUCCUCUUGGGCGCCCCGGAGGAAGCUUUUGCAGGGGCACAGUGCUUAGGUGAGAUUGUAAGGGCUUAACUAAUCAAAAAAGGUCAUCACGAACACAACACUAAGAUACAGUAUGCGAGACAGUCAACAGCGUGGACGAGACUGGCGGGACACAACAAGGGAAGAUGCUGGGGGAGGCUGCGAUGAUGCGCAGCCAAUCAGCUCACGGGAUAAAUCCACUCGUGCUCUCAUUGGUCGAUGUCGCGUCGGGAACCAAUCACGCGCCUUGUAUGAGUGGCCGUGGCAUGUACAGUACAGUACAGUACAGGCAUGUAAAAAGCCUCUGAAUCAACUCAUCUCUUUGU
Molecule: messenger RNA, 2811 nt
Organism: Phycodurus eques (leafy seadragon)
Lineage: Eukaryota; Metazoa; Chordata; Actinopteri; Syngnathiformes; Syngnathidae
Gene: fam133b
Product: family with sequence similarity 133 member B
Exons: 11
Coding region: 134-913 (259 amino acids)
Source: RefSeq, a predicted model, not a curated record